Pelobates cultripes (western spadefoot toad) is the source of this 6995-nucleotide messenger RNA. The record is from the annotation of a GenBank genome assembly. NCBI's taxonomy places the organism in Eukaryota, Metazoa, Chordata, Amphibia, Anura, Pelobatidae.
AAUGUUUUCAGUUUCAUUGUAUUAAAAUCUUCUAAUGUAAAAUCCAUUUUGAAUGCACACCUUAGGAAAAAAGUUAAAUUCAAUUUGCAACAUUUCACACUUUGCUGAUUCAGACUUUGUUUGAUUGAAUUGGUUUGAAUGACAAGCCAUACAUUUGUGUAUCAAUAGACUAUUGUCCCUGCCAAUCCUGCACGGCCUAAGAGGUCCCUAUGAAACCAGUGUGCACAAGCUGCAGCCGGAACCAUUAUCUCAGAGCCGCGCUGAGGUGUAGAGCGGAAGUUGACGGGCGAUAGAACGCAGUAGGACCAGGCGGAAGUGCUGCCCUGCUAGGUACGCAGUGUGUGUUUUGGGAAGCUGUGGCCUGCCGGGCGCUCUUGGUCGGUUAGUGAGCGCGGGAUUCCGAGACGUUGGCCCCGGGGAGCAGGUUAUAGUGCACACAAGCCAUGCACAGGUCCCAUUUCCGCUCCCCUAGCAGCCCGCUCCAUGGUGGUGGAGGGAGCCCCGGCUCCUUUCGCAGUCCGCCACCCUAUGCGGGCAACCCCGGCGCUGGGAUGCUGCCUCCUCCGCUGCCAAACUGGGGCUACGGGAGCCCCCACACCCCGCCCUUCGGGCAGAGGCCGCACAGGCCUUAUGGCAGCGGGGGAGGGGGUCAGUCCCCGCGCUCAGCCUCCGGGGGAGGGCAGAACUACCACGGCGGGAGGUAUGGCGGCCAGUCCCCGGGAGACACCCGAAGGCCAAGCCCUCGGUAUAACUCGUCCCCUUACAAGUCACCAGGAGGAGCAGGAAACAUGAACCACCACCACCACCAGCAGCAGCAGCAUCAUGGCAGAGGCUACUCCUCUCCCAGGCAGCCGAUGGCAAGCUACCAGGUAAUAGGGAGGGAAAACGGUGUCUCUGCGCUCCGCAGCCACACCAUGCAAGGGGGGCACAUCAUAGGAGGGCAAACCAAACACGACAACGGGGAUGAUCAGGGGUAUAUUUUUUGUCAGUUUAGUUUAUUAAACGGGCUCGGGAAUGGAGCAUUAAUUUAGGCUUGUAUUAAAUAACACAUUAUGUGAAAAUUGGUCCUUAAAUUGUUUGUAUAUUAUUUUGUACUAAUGUAAAGUGGUACACCGUUUUGGGGUACUUUGGGCAGUUAUCAUGGAAUCACCAGAUACAUUCAAUUAAUAAUUAUCCACAUUUACAACUUUGUACGCAUUUUUUUUUUUUUUUUAAAUACACAUUUAGACACCCCCUCCUCCACACCUCCUCCCCUCAUGUGGAGAAAAAGUGGUGAAUGUGUAGUAUAGGUUUUGCAGUUGGUCAAUCUAAUCUGUGUGGAGUUUGGUGGGUGGAUGUGGCUACUGCACAAUUUUCAAAAAAGUGUGUGAUAUGGCUUAAAGUGGUUCUGUCACUUUUGGAGUUUCUUGCAUAUUUUGCGGACUCUAUAGUAUAUGGCACUCCUACUCAGUAUGCUGCAUCUGGGGAUGAAACUUAAAGGAAAACUGUACUGCCAGGAAUUUAUUUUUCCUGGCACUAUAGUUCCCCACCAUCCUGUGCAGAAGGGGUGAAAAGCCUGUUCUGUCACCUGAGCCCAGCACCGAUGUCCCUCAGUGCUGGGUCAAGCUAACGACCUGGAAGUCUAAAAGACCGCCACUAGAGGUGGAGCUAACAGUGAAAGGUGAUUAUUGCAGUUUAUAUAAACUCCAGUAAUUACCAUUGCAGGGUUAAGGGACCUGGGACACAGCAUCCAGACCACUUCAUUGAGCUUAAGUGGUCUGGGUGACUAUAGAGUCCCUGAAGUGUUGGCACUGUGCUAUUUUUUUUUUCUUUUUCAGCUCCUAGCGACUCAUAAGCUCACAUUACCCCUUUAGCUUUGUGCAUGCACAUACUAUUUAGAGAUCUAUGGAUAAUUCUCCACAGACCAACACUGUAACUCUGUUAACUUCAACUCAAUCCAUAUCACUGAUAUACUUAUACAGUAACAAGAGAUGACAAAACCGUUUGAAUUAUUCUAGUAAUCUGCAUUUUGUGUUCUUUUCAAUACUCUACACUCGGGGUCAGAUUCACCCUACACUAUAGUAGUUGCAGUGAAUUAGAUUAAGCCACUGUGCAGUAUCUGAAUGACUUCACAAAGUGUGUAUGUGUUGGCAUCUUGGAGGUUUGCGCUGCUUGGGGAAGUGUCCGAGGGACAAUAGAAUAACACCCACCUUUGUAAUGAGAUCGCGGAGGAUCAGGUAAAUGGAAACAGGUAAAAACAACACUGAUAAAGUAGGAGCAGAGAUAGGUACAACCUAUACAGUAAUCAUCCAGUAUUUGUCUAAUCAGUGUUCUAAGAUGUUAGUUUUUUUUUUUUUUUUAACUAGAUGUGUUUUGUAGAAAGGAGUAGUGAAGUAUUUGUCUUAGGAAGUGCUCAUUCAACACAUUGACACCUAUAUCUUAAUUCCUCCUUCCAUUUUGAGUGAUUUAUCAUAUAAUUUUGUUUCGUAUCCUUUUAUAUUUAAAGUGCUAUAUAGUAUUUCUGAGAGAGUUCAUGUAGGGUCUAGUGUUGUAAUUUGCACCUUUUUGUGAUAUGCAGGAAAAGUCUCACACAAAACUUGAAACAGGCUAAAGUCUCAUGAGUUCAGUGUUGGAACAAGUCUAUAUAGAUGUUGUGUUCAUGUUUGAUGCUCAAAACUUAAACAAAUGGGUUUAGGAAGAAUAAUUUAAUAGGGCUCUGCCACUUUCAGUGGUCUAUGGAUGUUUUCACAAAGACCUCCAAAGGUGACAUCCGUUCUACUUCAGGGGUGUCCAAAAGAUAGAUUCCAAGAUGUAGAACUGUAACUCCCUUGAUGCUUUGCAUGCCUUUAGAAUGCAUUUACAUUAACAAAGCAUCAUGGAAGCUGUAGUUUUAAAUUAUCUAUGGAUCUACCUCAUAAGUCCUGUCAUGUUCUUUCUUCAACUCCUGGUGCUUCACAUUCCAGGAACAAAUUUUCUGCUGGAAAAAAACAUUAAUAGGUUUAGGAAAUUUUAAAAAAUGUACUUGUCCAAGAACUGAAGUGGUAAUCCAGUUACAUUUAAGACAAGGUGCUUUGUGUUAUGAUGUAUUUUUAUUUACAGUAUAGUUGCUUUGAUUUUCUUUUUUUUUUUUUUAACUCUGUUAAAGUGGCAGAGUUUUUAGUUUAUUUAGUAAAGAAUGUCCUCCUGGUGACAUCUGCUUGAAUGGUUGUGCCCUAGUGGAAAGGAGGCAAGGACUUAGUGCACUUUCUCCUAACAUGCCAUGUUCUGGUAUUCAGAUUUUUACUGUUGAAAUUGCAUUUAUGUGCGUCAAAAUACAAUACAAGGCUCGAUGGAACAGCCUAAAACAUCCUUUAUUAAUCUAAUACACAUGUAUGCAAUUUAAUGCAGUAGUGACCCAGUAAGCAUUGCAGAAGUAAAUACAUGUUCCCAUCUACUGUAAAGAGUAACAGCUGAUGGCAACAUACAAAAAGCAAAAUUAAUUAAACCUCUACAUUAAAAAAAAAAAAGGUGAACUUAAAAAACUUACAUAGAUUGGGUGGACCAAAGUUCACAGUAUAGUUUGAGUAGUCCAUAACAUUUUUAUUAAUGUCAAUAAGACUACAUCUUUUAGAUGAGCUCCAUUUUGCAAAGUCGGGCUCUUUUGGUUGCAUUGUUCAUAACAUUAGCUGAUGUUUGAGGGUCUAGUGCUCGAUUAUUUUUUUGCGGGGGGGGGGGGAUUUUUUUUUGCUUGAAUAUUCUCCUUAAAGGAUCACUAAAGUGUCAGGAAAAACUGUAACUCCCUUGAUGCUUUGCAUGCCUUUAGAAUGCAUUUACUAAAGUGUCACAUUCAAAGUGUCCAUAGGAAAGCAAUUCUCAAUGCUUUCCUAUGGACGCUCUGUGCGAUGGAGGCAUACUAUGCCUCCAGUGUCGCAGAUGCGCCUCUAGUGGCAAAUGUAAACAUAGCAGCUUCUCUGAAGGGUUAAAACCUGAGGGACCUGGCACCCAGACCACAUCAUUGAGCUGAAGUGGUCUGGGUGACUAUAGUGUCCCUUUAAUAUGCUCAAGUGUAUGCAGUUUGUUCACGAUAGAAGCUAUGCUGAAGAUUGAUAGGAUGAGGGAGGAACUUAAAAGCAUGAUGCAAGCACCAAAGUAUACACUCUGUCCCUUUUUUCUUACAAUGUAAAACGUCGUUUCAGGGAAACAGCAAUUUUUAAAUUUUGGCUAAACCACUCCUCUAAUGACAUUUUCUAUAGGUGAUCCCCCAUGAAGAAUUUUCCAAAACUGAAGGUCUUCAUGAUUCUUACACAGCAUAAUGAUGUCAAACGUUAAUGCUUCUUCUAUGAGAAGCAUCCUCAGAAAGAAGCAUUGGAUUGAGAUCCUGGUUUCCUGGUUAUUCACCAAAGUGAGAAAUGUAUGGCCUCUAGUAGCCAUCUGUGGAGUGGCCAGUGGACGUUUCUCUAGGCUGCAAUGUAAACACUGCAUUUUCUCUGAAAAAGUGUUUACUGCAAAAAGCCUGCAGGGACUGACUAUAAUCACCAGAACAAAUACAAUAAGCUGUACUGGUUACUAUAGUGUCCCUUUAAACCUUUCCUUUUACUUUUUUGAUCCUUCUUCUUCUUUUUUUUUUUUUUUUUUAUGGCACAGUCAAAACACCUGAAGGAAGUAAAGUGCCUCUGUCACCCUCUGCCCUCUAUUCAAUUUCUUCACCCGGCCCCCCUUAGGCCACCGCACAACCAGUGGAACAGUCACUAUCCCCAGAAAGUGAGAGGGACAUUUUACUUGCUGAGGUGCUUUGUGUGUACAAAACCUUUUUUUUUCCCCUAUCUAUUUGUUUCCAUUUUAUAGAAAAUGGUACAUUUUAUAAAUUAACCUUCUUUACACCACCAUGGCUGUAAAUCCGACAAACUCUUAUUUUCUGCUUUGAUUAGCUCAGUGGAGCUAAAUUCAAAAGGCAGCAAUUGACCAGAGCUCCUGCCUUACAAAGAUUUCUCAAUGAGCAUUGGAAAGUCUGUGCUGGAGAGGAAGGGUGGCUUAUAAAUGCUGCAGAGAUCUAAAGCUUUUUCAGGCUGUUCUGUUAUAUUCCCCUAAUGAAAAAUGCAUGUUUAUUUGGGUGUUUAUCUACUAAAUAGUGAUUUUAUUUCUUAUUAUUUGGGCAAUGGAGUGUUUCUUUAACAUGGCUUACUGACCGAUAUAGCGAAACAAUAAUGCUUGACAUGCUUUGUGGCUGCCAUUGUGAUAAAAACAAAAUAGUUAAGGAUCAAUUCUCUUCCCAAAGCAUAUAUGACUUGCAGACCUGCCAAAAUGAAGAAUAAUUUUCUGCUUUAUACAGAGGAACACAAAUAAUUCAUGACAAUUUAUAGAAGGUGUUGUCUUUCUUCUAGGAUGUUUGUAUUUACGCAAAUGUGUGUCAAUCUUAUAAUUUUAAUAUUGUUGAGUUUCAGAUUUAACUUUUCUUUAGGUUGGAAGCAAAGAUGUGGAACUAUCAACAACCUGCAUUUUGACCACUUGAUACAUAAGAUUUGUUGGUUGCAGACAUAAACACUGUUGCUCCAAACGGUUUCCUAUUUAUAAUGAAAUAUGUAGCGUAAAUGUGAAAAUCUGCUUGUCGUGAUGGUGGGGGCUUUUUUUUUAUAAUUUACAUUAAAAAAAAAUUGUUGGCCCUUUUAAUUGUAACUGUUAUAAACAUGUAACAUUAGUUUCAUUAUUAGAAUUAAUUACUGUAGAACACUAUAGGCCGAAUAUUGAACAUAUCUUUACUUUGAUGAUUUUUUUUCAAAGGGUUCACCCAGGACUUCUACACCAUUUGGUACAGCGCAUGGCAGAGGGAAAAGAGUGUCUAAUGAUGUGGAAAACUAUUACAGACCUUCAAUGCUUGAGGACCCAUGGGCUAAUCUAAAGCCAAUAUCCCUUUCAGAUAUAAACCAAACCAACAACACAGAGCAAACAACAUAUACUGGUAAAAAGGGACGGUAUUUUAGUUAACACCCACAAAAAGUAAAAUUUUCCUGGGUAGACCUAAAUCCCACAAAUUGUCAAGGACACAAUUCAAAACCUUUUUUUAUUUGACAGAUUCUGUCUUUUAUCAGAUUUAUUUUUUUAUCACAUCAGAUGUCAGUCUGUAAUGUUUUGGAAGUGUUGAGCUCCACUAUAUUAUAUAAUCAGGAAGAAUACACCAGCAAUCAAGAACAAUUUGUUCUAUGAUCACCAGCGUUUCAUUUGUGACUGUUGUCUUCAGGUCUCAGAUUCCAAGACUCUCUUAAAUCUUCUGUGUUACUUAGGCUUACGAUAAAGUCUAUUUUUUACCGUUUCUUCCAUUAUUAUAUGGGAUUUAUUUUUAAGCAGUUUAGCUGGAUUAUAUACAAUAUAAGUAUGUAAUUCUUUAUGCUACAAGCAUGUCAUUUGUAGAUAAUUUUCAGAGGAAUUAUAAUUUUUGUGUAGGACCAGUAUAUCUGACCUACUCAAAAUGUAAAUAUGUCAAUGUGUCACCCUCAAUAAUAUUCUGUACCUAGGUAUCUUUUUGUGUAAGGUAUUUUUUUUUAGCACAGAUGCUUAUUAAAAAAAUAAAAUAAAAUAAAAAUUGUGUGCAUUUGUGAAUUAAAAUUAUUGUAGAACCCAACAUGACAACCUAUAAAUCAUUUGGAGAUUUAUUCACUAAAUAUGCAAUUGUAGUGAAACUGAGUUGCAUUAUUUGGAGGUGUGAUGGCUUUAUUGGAAAUAUAAGAAAAGAGAGAGAUUGUUCAUUGCUGCUGUCUUUAGUGUAAGGUUUCAAUUUUAUUUUAUUUUUUUAAUUUCAUUUUUUAGUGAAUUAAAUCUUAUAUCUAAAUCUGAUGUCUUUGAAACAGUCUAUAUUUAAUGCUCUUUUUAUCGUUGGUGUUUAAUUUACAUUAUGAUUACGUAUUUUUCCCGCAUGGGUGUUUGUUCCGUUAAUAUUACGAUAACUGCCAUAUAUAUUUAUGUAUGUUGCUGAAAUCCUGCAAACUGUCUUAUGAUGAUCAAAAAUUUGAGACAAUCUGUUGAUUAAACUUUUUAACGUGGCG